This is a messenger RNA of Mytilus californianus (California mussel), 3249 nucleotides long. RefSeq lists its product as uncharacterized. The coding region runs from base 62 to 2710 and encodes 882 amino acids. The record is from RefSeq and is a predicted model, not a curated record. The transcript is spliced from 3 exons. Lineage: Eukaryota; Metazoa; Mollusca; Bivalvia; Mytilida; Mytilidae.
AUUAAAUAUAGACUGGAUUUGACUUAUACGUUGUUGAAUUUGAAAUGUAAAAAGAGAGAAAAUGAAAAUUACCAAAUUAAACGAUAUUCUUCUUCAGUGUGCGACUCUUGUUUUAAUAUUGGCAUUCCUAAAAGUUAAAAUACUUUCAGCACAAAGACAAUUUAGGGUAUUUAGAAUAGAAGCGAAUCCACAUCUACAAAGGCACGAGCCGUUUAAUUUAAUGCCUUCGGGGCAAGAAAAUGUACUUCAUUUCGAUGGUGGUUCUUUCAGAGUUGAAGGUGCUGUACCCCGUGAAAUAAGUCAAGGACAGUCAGACUCGGGUCGAUCAUUUCAAUCUAAUCGUGCUCAUGAGUCCCAAGGAUUGGGAUUUAAUAGACAAGUAUCACUACCUCUAGAUCCAUUUGGACAGUUUAUGGCAGAUGUUCUACCUGAUCACAUGCGCCGAAAAGUGAGGUUGGAAAAAAUAGCCAACACAGAUAAUAGUCCAUCUGGAGUCUUACCUGAUCAUUUACGAUCUACAUCUAACAAUGAAAAUAAACAAAGUUCACACAAAAAAGAAAAUCAUAGACAACCUCAAGCCAUUUCAGACCAACACAAUGUUUAUAAUCAAAAUGAACCUAGUAAGAAAGCACAUGACCAUAAGGAACCAAUGAAUGAAAAUAUUGGGAUGUUUGACAUGUUGAUGGAUCCCCAACAAUCAAGAAUAAAUGAUGGCAUACAUUCUCCUUUUGAUACUUUUCAUCCAACACCGUCGCCUGUUGCAUUUAACCCUGAUGGAUAUUUUCCCGGUUUAUUCCCAUUUUCUGGGGAUGGCGAAUUCGAACCUUUCCUAAUGCAGUCUCACCCACGGUCAAUAGAUUUAAGAAUGGAAAAUCCACAGCAAAACAGCCAACAAAGUCAUACACCAUUAGGGAAUAACCCUACCGGAAAUGGAGAGAAAUUGCCAUCUCACAAAUCAAACAGGAUACCUGAUGUGCCGGAACAGGGAAUUAUGACAACUAAAAAUCAAAAGAAAUCAUCUAUCGAUUCUCAACUGAUAAAUCAACAAGAUCAAUCUAAACAUACUGCUUUUAUAAUGGAUGCCAUGCUUCAAAAUAGGAGGUUUAUGGAUGCGAUGAAUGAAAUUCGACAUAUUUCAAGGUUCUCUAAACCACUUUUGAGACAAUCAAAUCAGAAGCAAUUUGUGACAAAAACAUCCUCAAAUAAUAAUUCAAAACAACAGGAAUCAAAGGUAAUAGAUUCUAAGACUAUUUUCCCACAAACACAAACUGAAAAACAGUCGAAAGAAAUCGGAAAUAAAAAAUCGAACAACACAAAACCAAAGAAGAAAGUUGUUCAGCUUAGUAAAAGUCCAAAACAUCUUAUUGAAAGUAUAAGAAAACAAGUAAUAAAUGUUGGAGAUCCGAGAGCACCAAAAGUUGUCGAAAUACAAAUCGAGUCAGACAGACCUGAAUUAACAAAAAAUCUUUUGAUGAAUCUGCUUACAGACCCUAAUGUUCAGGUAAUCAAUGGUCCAUCUCAGAACAUUGUUAAGAGCAGCGGAAACAAACAAUCAUCUAAAACCUCCCUUUUAUCUUUACUCUCAGGCCAACAACAACCUCAUCAACAAUUUUCAGCAGGAAUACCAAGCUCUUAUUAUACUAAGGAAAUAAUAACUCCACAGUUUACUAAAACUAUAGCGAAACCUCGAUUUAGAGCAGGAAUUCCAAUUUCUCAUUUUCCGGAUAAACAAUUCAUAAAAACAGUAAAGAAACAUUCACGACUAUUUGAAGAAAAUCAUAAUGUUAAAACAAUGAUCCCAAAUUCGCUUAAACAGAAAGAUCAGUUUUCACCAAAACAGAAAAUAGAUAAAAUAAAAGCAAAAGUAGAUAAUACACAAUCGGAUAUGCGUAUGAUAUCGCCAAAACGGAUAGUUAAUAAAAUCAAAAAUCAUAAACAAAGAAAACAAAAAGUAGAAAUUGAAUUGCCUAAAAUAUUUGUACCAUUCGACAAAACUAUGAAUGCCAACAAUAGAGAGGUAUAUGUCUCUGCUAUACCAUCAUUUUCUAUGUAUCAAGGAAAUCGUAAAUUACCUGUACGCCAAACACAAAAUGUUCCACAAAAUAAAAUUGUUUUUGAAGGAAAUUAUAGAGAAAAAGCAUAUGUCCAACCUGCUGGUUCAAUGACAAUUAGUCCAGUUAAAACUGUAAAAGAACAAUUUGAUUCUGGUAUUCCUAAAAUCAACCACAUAGCUGUAUCCGAAGCUUUAGUAAAGAUUCCUCUAAAUAAAGUACAACCAGGAGUUCAUGUACCUAUAUUGAAUGAGAAUAUUGGACAAAACGUUAAAUCAAAAGUUGAUAAAAUGACAAAAAAGAAAAAUAUAAUAGGCAAGGAAGCUGCUUUAAAAACGAUUGCAUCAGCUUCUGAAGUAGUGUCCAUCAAUCAAAAGGAUAAAAGUAGCAAUGCUGAAGUUUCCAAUAAAGAGUUUGUAUCAUCAAGCAUAUUGACGACUGAUGCAAAAACAGGUAAAAAGUUAAAAGAAAACGUGACAAUUGAAAAGAAUGAGAAAAAGAAAGAAUCAUCAAGCAAAAAGGAGGAUUCAAAGAGUAAAAAGAAAUCAAAACGUAGAAAAUCUAAAAAGAGUAGAAGUAAAAAGAAGAAGUCUAGGAAAAGUAAAAAUAAAUCGAAGAAGAGAAGUGAUAAAUCAAAACAAGGUACCGAUAAGUUGUAAAAAAUGCCCCAAAAAAAACAAUCCAGAGAAAACACAAAAACCUACAAAGAUGCAUUUAAACAUUCAGGAUCCGGUCCAAGUUAUUGCCCCUGUACCGUACAUUGUAACUUUACAAUAGAAUAAGAAAUGUAAAAUAGCAAUUAAAAAUGUAUAUACGUUUAAGGAUUGUUGUCACAUUGCGCAAAGUGAGAAAGUUAUAUUUUAUUUUACAAAAAACUAACAAUAAAAAACUCAGCGCAUCAUUAUAAUAUUUACAUAAAGGCAGCUAAUGCGUUGGAUUUUUACAUGUAGGCAUAGCAUCGAUAGUUUAUGAUAUUACAUGUACGCUCAGCAUCGGCAGUCUAUGAUAUUACAAAAUGGCUCAGCAUUGGUAGUCUGUUUUUCCUUCACAUUACCAAUAGCCUUAUGGAUCUUGGUUAGAAGAUUUCACAUCGCUAAUCUUAUAUUUGAUAUUAAGGUAGAAAGAUGUGCAAUGAAUUUAUAUGAAAAGGAUGGGAAUAUAAGUAAUUAUAAUGAAUUAAACUACUUAUUUAAGCUUG